AUUCGUACUACAAACAUGUCGUGCGUAACAAAUUUUGGCAUCCAUUGAGUUUUUCAUUAUAAUUUAUUAUUAUAGGCUUACAAUGAUAUGUCAGUGCUUCAAAAUUAUAUGAAAGUACUUUAAGAUUUGUGAUCUUCUAAGGUACAUAUUUACGUGGUGGAAUUCCUUUGAGAGUAAUACAAAAACACAUGCAUGGAAAAAUUAGGCACCCUAGUUUUGACAGCUCGAAUAUCGGCAUCAAUACGGACGCUAACAUGAAUCACAAUACAAGUGUUAAAGUUGGAAGUUUGAAGCAAAACAUUGCAAAUAUUAAGCAAUUCGAGAAAAAGGAUAAUUUGUUGUCAUAUGCGUUUGAUCAUAUUUAUGCAUGUAACGAAGGAAAUGUAAAAAACAAUACAGAAAAUACACACAUGAAUUCCGAUCAGAGCGAAGUUAAUAACGCAGUGGAAAAUAAAGAACGCUCUAGCGCGUUUUCUCGGCUAAAUGAUAACUUUAAUAAUUCGAUUAGUGAAGUGAGACAUUUAAAGGAUUUAUUAUUGCUGCAUUUGGAUCUAAUUCAGCAGCAAAGUGAACAAUUACUGUCAAAAGACAAAUUAAUAUCAACGCUUAAGCAAGAAAACGAUUUAUUAAAGUCUAAAUUGAAUCGGACAGAUAGAAGGGUGUAUUCAAAACGAAAUAAUUUGAAUGGGAUAAAUACUAGAUGCCAAAGUCCAGAACAACUGCAAAGUCAAUCCCCUGUGGAAGUAUUUUUAUCUAAUGGUUAUUGCAAUAAUUCACAGGAAUCAAAUUCAUUAGAAAAGUCUCUAACAGUUUUUAGUCCAAUAAAUUCAGAUAAUACACAUUCAAAUAACCAAAUUUCUUUAGAAAAAAGUAAAGACAAAACUAAUAAAUCGAGAGUAAUCAAAAGCAAUGGAGUGAAUGACUCUGUUGAAUCCAGUGUAAUUGGUGAAAAUGGAGGCAAUUUGAUCAAUAAAAUAAUUUUACAUAAAAUUAACACAAAUUAUGAGCUAUCACUCAAUAAUGGUUUAAAUUAUGAAAGUAAUGUAGAACAAACAAAUGGUGGACUAGGCUUAGAAAAACGAACGGAAGAUUUAUUGUCACCUGUUAAUGUUAAAACUGAGGAUAAAAGUUUUUGUGAAGAAGGAAUUUCUCUCGAUUCAAGCAGUUCGAAGGCUAAGAAAAGAAAUAUUGAAAAUAAUACUAUUCUGGGUUCUUUUGGAUCAGAACUUCUUAACCAUCAUGAACCUAAAAGAAGAAUACGAGAACUUCUAAUGACGAGUAAAGAAUAUCAUAUUGCUAUUGGGGAUGUUGAGUUUGGUUCAGAAGAACAAGAAGAUGUAUCAAUUAAAGAUCAAAGUAGUAUCCUAGAGGUUCCGCGAUGGUGUGGCCAAACAUAUACAAGUUCAAAUUCUGUUGAAGGGAUUGAAAACUUAGAUGACAGUAUUAUUGCUAAAAGACAUAUGAAAUGGGAAAUCGAAGAAAAGAGAAGGAAACGGUGGGAUGUACAAAGGAUACGGGAGCAGCGCACUAUCGAGCGCCUGAAGUCGCGGCAGAGCCGUUCGGGUAACACUCGACUAAGUGUCGGAGGCGCAAUGUCGGGUUCAAGUAGCGGGAUUUUUGGUUCGGCGGGGGGUCGACUUUCACCGAAUGGAGAAGAGGACGUUGGGUGCCAAGCGCCGGAAUCACUAUGGCCCGAUCCGCAUGAUGCACGCUUCAUAGUGCUAACUGAACAGUUGCCUGUGUGCGCUCUCGGAGCCAAUUUACCUCUUCUACAACCUAGAGAGUUUUCUCUACCUUGGAGUACUCGAUCUACAGCAAGAUCACCUGGAGGAACAGAAUCGAGAAGGUCAUCACAAACAGCUAAUAGACAUCGACGACAAAGAAGGCAACGCAUCAAAAGUCGCACAAAAUCAUUAGCGUAAUGCGGAUUCUAUAUGAUCUAGUAAAAUGUUUAAAAAACAUUGAGAUUUUGGAAACCCAAUAAUUACAAGUAAUGCAAGGAAUUAUCAGUAAGUAUAAACCUCUAUAUUUUUAUUUUAAG
Molecule: messenger RNA, 2041 nt
Organism: Ctenocephalides felis (cat flea)
Lineage: Eukaryota; Metazoa; Arthropoda; Insecta; Siphonaptera; Pulicidae
Product: male-specific lethal 1 homolog
Exons: 7
Coding region: 189-1922 (577 amino acids)
Cellular component (GO): MSL complex
Source: RefSeq, a predicted model, not a curated record